AUGCACAAACUUUUGCGCGUUACAGCUUACGUGAUUAAAUUUAUUGAUUGUCUAAAAUCUCGAAUUAAUGGUAACGUAUCGAAACAAACCUUGUUGUCAACUGAAGAUCUCGAACAUGCAGAACUUUUGUGGUUAAAAAAUACUCUUGGGCUUUUUAUUGACAAAGAUGACAUCAUCCGCUGCAAAGGACGGCUCCUGCAUGCCAACUUGCCGUACGACUCUAAAUAUCCCAUCUUGUUGCCUGGUGACUCGUACCUAUCAACGUUAAUUAUACGAAGAGUCCACCAACAAACCUUUCAUGCAGGUGUGAAACACACGCUUUGUCGCAUUCGAGAAAAAUAUUGGAUUCUGCAAUGUCGAAAAUAUGUACGUGCUAUUGUAAACAAAUGUGUUUACUGUAAAAGGUUGUUUGGGAAGGUUUACAAGUCUACAGAAUCUGCCAACUUACCCCCCUUUCGUGUUUCUGCAAGCUAUCCAUUUCAAUCUACAGGAGUGGAUUACUUGGCACCACUCAUGGUCAAACCUAUAUUUAACGAGGAUCGAAGCGCAAUGUUUCCGGUACAUGUUGCACUAUUUACCUGCGCUGUUACUCGUGCAGUCCAUCUGGAUAUAGUACCCCAUCAGUCAGCCUCGUCGUUUAUACUUAAAGCAGCCCCAUGGUGGGGCGGAUUUUGGGAACGUUUGGUUCAAUCUGUUAAAAGGUCAUUAACAAAGGCCUUGUUUCGAAGUAGUAUAUCUUAUGAAGAACUUCAAACGGUGCUAUACGAAGUUGAAAGCCUUCUUAACUAUAGACCUUUAACAUACGUCUAUAACGAUGACAUCGAAGAGAUGCUCACUCUAUCACAAUUAAUGCAUGGUCGCAACAUAUGUAGGCCUUGUGUUCAGUCUGGAGAUGCGGACGAACUUGAUAGCAAGGCAAAACUUUCAAAACGAAUGAUGUACAUAAAAACCUUAAAGGAGCAUUUUUGGAAUCGAUUCAGUAACGAAUAUAUAACCAAUCUGAGAGAGUUUCACGCACAAGGACCAAGUCACAGUCGUUCUGUUGAGCUUGGAGAAAUAGUCAUUAUUCAUUCUGUUAAGAAGCGCAUUAAUUGGCGUAUGGGAAAGGUGACGUACCUUAUUACGAGCAGAGACAAUAACGUCCGUGCAGCUAUAGUUUAA
Molecule: messenger RNA, 1161 nt
Organism: Hydractinia symbiolongicarpus
Lineage: Eukaryota; Metazoa; Cnidaria; Hydrozoa; Anthoathecata; Hydractiniidae
Exons: 3
Coding region: 1-1161 (386 amino acids)
Molecular function (GO): nucleic acid binding
Source: RefSeq, a predicted model, not a curated record